AUGGACAAUCUUUACUUGAAGGGUGAGUUAUUACAAGUUUAUACAAAGAAUUUCGAAGUGAUUGAGGGUCGUUUUUAUGAAAUGAAUUUGGAUAAGUCCAGAUUAUCUUUGUAUAAUGUAAAGGAAUUACCACAAAGCGAUCCCACCGAAGGCGUUUGCCAUUAUUAUAAUUCAGAAAUAAGAAAUAUUGUCAAAUUGCAAGAAAAUGAUGAGCAAAAACACUUGAAGAUCUCACAGAAAGAAUGUGAGGAAAUUAUUAAAAUCUCAAAAAAAUACAUAUAUAUAAAUCAAGUGGAUAAUGCUUUCCAUGAGGCAUUAGAAGAUUUGAAUCAAUGUGAUUAUAUUGCUCUCAGUACCGAUUGUGCAAAUAAGGGUAGGAAAUGGAAAAUGCCGUUUCUAGUAUUGGCUACACCUUACCAGAUUUAUAUAUUUGAUACUAAAGUGAUGCAAUAUCAUGCAUUUGAUGCUGGCCUAAAGAAACUAUUAGAAAGUGAGGUACCAAAAAAGAUUGUCCAUGACUGUAGGAAGAUAUCUGAUUGUUUAUAUCAUAAGCAUAAUGUUAAGCUGAAGUCGGUAUUUGAUACUCAGGUGGGAGACUUAAUUAUCAUGAAAAACAGAAACGGCUGUCUACCAAAUAAAGUCAGAACUCUAUCAAAAUGUUUGAAUGCUUACCUUGGGCUAAAAGUUAACACAAUUCAUGAAAUAUUGGAUGUGGAAUUGUGCAACCAGCGUCCAUUAGCAGUGAAGAUAAAAGAAACACUUGCUAAAAACAUUGCAUAUCUGCAUCGUCUAUCUGAAGUAAUCAAUGAUGAAAUGGCACUACCCUUUCUGAGGGGAGUACAAUGUUAUGUAGAAAAUCUAAGAGCCUGUGAUGACUACAAGGCCUGGGAGCUUUGUGGAAAAGAUCAGCAGCCGCCAAAGGAUUUUAAAAGUGCAAUUGAGUAUUAAAUUUAUUUAUAAGACAUUCCACAAUAAAGUGUAGAUAUAGA
Molecule: messenger RNA, 989 nt
Organism: Achroia grisella
Lineage: Eukaryota; Metazoa; Arthropoda; Insecta; Lepidoptera; Pyralidae
Product: piRNA biogenesis protein EXD1-like
Exons: 3
Coding region: 1-948 (315 amino acids)
Biological process (GO): nucleobase-containing compound metabolic process
Molecular function (GO): nucleic acid binding; 3'-5' exonuclease activity
Source: RefSeq, a predicted model, not a curated record